AUGAUUCCUCCUCCACCUCCUCUUUCACCAAGUCUAACGUUUUCCUUUUUUCCAAUUCGGUGUGCGACUGUGUUUUGUGAUUCCGUUCUCCUCGGGGCGACCCUGUUGCUCUCUUUCACUCCUUCCCUCUCUUUCAAUCUCUCUCUCUCUCUUUCACACUCUCUCUCUACUUCACUCCCUCCCUCCCUCUCUCUCUCUCUUUCACUCUCUCCCUCUCUUUCAUCCCCUCUCUAUCUCUAUCUCUCACUCCCCUCUCUCUUUCACUCCCUCCCUAUCUCUCUCUUUCACUCCCCACUCUCUUUCACUCUCUCUCUUUCACUUCCUCCCCCUCUCUCUCUCCAUCCCUCCCUCUCUUUCACUCCUUCUCUAUCUCUCUCUCUUUCCCCCCUCUCUCUUUCACUCCGUCCCUAUCUCUCUCUUUCACUCCAUCCUCCUCUCUCUCUUUCACCCCUCCCUCUCUUUCACUCUCUCUCUUUCACCCCAUCCCCCUCUCUCUCUCUCUUUCACUCCCUCCCUCUCUUUCACUCUUUCAGUCCCUCCCUCUCUCACUUUCACUCUCCCCUCUCUUUCACUCUCACUCUCUUUCACUCACUCUCUGCCACUCUUUCACUCUCUCUUUCACUUCCUCCUUCUCUCUCUUUCACUCCCUCCUUCACUCUCUCUCAAUCUCACUCUCUUUCACUCCUUCCCUCUCUCUUUCACUCCCUCCCUCUCUCUUUUUGUUUUUUCUCUUUUCUUCUCCCUUUCUUUCUUCCUUCUCUUUUCCUUCCAUUGCCUUUCUUUUUUUUCCUCCCUGUUUAUUUUCCCGUCUCUUUAUUGUUCUAUUUUCUCUGUCUCUCUCGUGUUUUUUUUAAAUCCCCCUCUCUCUAUCUCUCUUUCUCUCUCUCCCUCUCUUUCUCUCUCUCCCUCUUUGUUUCAAUUCUGGAUUGUCCCUUCUCUCAUCCUGUUUAUCACGUUCUCGUUUUCUUUCUGUCGUUCUUUCUUUCUUCUUGUUCCUUUCACCCUGUCUCUCUCUCUCUCUCUCUUUAUCUUUUUGUGCCUUCUCUCUAUUGCUUUCCGUCUUUUUCUCUCUCUUGCUUUAUUUUGUCCUUCUUUUUUCUUGCUCUCGUAACCUCUCUCUUUUCUUAUCUUUUUUCUUUCUUUCUUUCUUUCUUUCUUUCAUUUACUCUUUCUUUUCUUUCUUUCUUUCUUUCUUUCUUUCAUUUACUCUUUCGUUCUGACGUUUUCUUCCAUUCUUUCUUUCUUUCUUUCUUUCAUUUCAUCUUUCGUAUUUUUUUUCUUUCUUUUAUUUUCUUUAUCUCUCUUUUCUGGUCUUAUUUCUUCCUUUAUUUUAGUUUUCUUUCUUUCUUUCUUUCUUUCUUUCAUUUACUCUUUCUUUUCUUUCUUUCUUUCUUUCUUUCUUUCAUUUACUCUUUCGUUCUGACGUUUUCUUCCAUUCUUUCUUUCUUUCUUUCUUUCAUUUCAUCUUUCGUAUUUUUUUCUUUCUUUUAUUUUCUUUAUCUCUUUUCUGGUCUUAUUUCUUCUUAUUUUAUUUUCUUUUUUCUUUUUCUUUCUUUCUUUCUUUCAUUUACUUUUCUUUCUUUCUUUCUUUCUUUCUUUCAUUUACUCUUUCGUUCUGACGUUUUCUUCCAUUCUUUCUUUCUUUCUUUCUUUCAUUUCAUCUUUCGUAUUUUUUUCUUUCUUUCUUUUCAUUUCUUUCAUCUUUCUUCCUCUUUUUUUCUUGUUUUCCUUUCUUUCUUUCUUCCUUCGUUUCUUUUUUUCUUUCUUUUUUUCUUUCUCUCCAAUUAUAUUUCUUUUUUUUUCUUUCUUUCUUUCUUUCAUUCUUUCUCUCUUUCCUUCUUUUCUUCUUUCUUUCUUUCUUUAUAUUUCUUUCUUUUUAUUUCUUUUUCUUUCUUUCUUUCUUUCUUUCUUUCUUUCUUUCAUUCUUUCUUUCUUUCCUUCCUAUCCAUUCUAUUAUCGAUGAUUGCCUUGCGAUUCUGGACGCGCCCCCCGCCCGUCCUCAACCGCCAGCAAUAUCUUAUGAACAAUUCCGAUUUCAUUAUCUCCAUUUCCCAUUCUCACCCAUUUCGUCUUUGCACCGGUCUUCACUGCAUCUUUUUAGGUUGUUGUUGUUUUCCCUUCUUAAAAAGCGAUACUGUCCCUUUUCCUCGCUAUCAACACGAUCGCUACCAACCUAACCUUUUGUCCCCGUAA
This is a messenger RNA of Acanthosepion pharaonis, 2193 nucleotides long. NCBI's taxonomy places the organism in Eukaryota, Metazoa, Mollusca, Cephalopoda, Sepiida, Sepiidae. The record is from the annotation of a GenBank genome assembly.